Molecule: messenger RNA, 429 nt
Organism: Hyalella azteca
Lineage: Eukaryota; Metazoa; Arthropoda; Malacostraca; Amphipoda; Hyalellidae
Product: extensin-1-like
Exons: 1
Coding region: 1-429 (142 amino acids)
Source: RefSeq, a predicted model, not a curated record
AUGCGUGCACCUGACGACGUGUUGCGUGUAGCUGCAGCGUGUUGCUGGUGCAUCAUACCUCCUCUGCACCAUACCUCCCCUGCACCAUACCUCCCCUGCACCAUACCUCCCCUGCACCAUACCUCCCCUGCACCAUACCUCCCCUUCACCAUACCUCCCCUGCACCAUACCUCCCCUGCACCAUACCUCCCCUGCACCAUAACUCCCCUGUACCAUACUCUCCUGCACCAUACCUCCUCUGCACCAUACCUCCCCUGCACCAUACUCUCCUGCACCAUACCUCCCCUGCACCAUACUCUCCUGCACCAUACCUCCCCUGCACCAUACCUCCCCUGCACCAUAACUCCCCUGCACCAUACUCUCCUGCACCAUACUCCCCUGCACCAUACCUCCACUGCACCAUACCUCUACUGCACCAUACCUCCGUAA